Molecule: messenger RNA, 3161 nt
Organism: Kogia breviceps (pygmy sperm whale)
Lineage: Eukaryota; Metazoa; Chordata; Mammalia; Artiodactyla; Physeteridae
Source: RefSeq, a predicted model, not a curated record
ACCCCUAGAAACUUCGCUGUAGACGUGGGUAUUGACGCCUGGCUCACCCCGGGAGCCGAGGCAGUGCAGGGGCCUCGGUUCUCAGCCCCCAGCUGGGCCACCAUGGCGCGGCGGCUCCAGGACGAGCUGGCCGCCUUCUUCUUCGAGUACGACACUCCCCGAAUGGUGCUUGUGCGCAACAAGAAGGUGGGCGUCGUUUUCCGCCUGAUCCAGCUCGUGGUUCUGGUCUACGUCAUUGGGUGGGUGUUUGUCUAUGAGAAGGGCUACCAGACCUCGAGUGGCCUCAUCAGCAGCGUGUCUGUGAAACUCAAGGGUCUGGCUGUGACGAAGCUGCCAAGCCUGGGCCCUCAGGUCUGGGACGUGGCUGAUUACGUCUUCCCGGCCCAGGGGGACAGCUCCUUUGUGGUCAUGACCAAUUUUAUCGCCACCCCCCGGCAGGCCAAAGGCCACUGUGCAGAGAACCCGGAAGGGGGCACGUGCACGAAUAAUAGUGGCUGCACCCCGGGAAAGGCAGAAAGGAAGGCCCAAGGCAUCCGCACAGGCAAGUGUGUGGCCUUCAACGACAUCGUGCAUACGUGUGAGAUCUUUGGCUGGUGCCCCGUGGAGGUGGAUGACAACAUCCCAUGCCCUGCCCUUCUCCGAGAGGCCGAGAACUUCACUCUCUUCAUCAAGAACAGCAUCAGCUUUCCACGCUUCAAGGUCACCAGGCGCAACCUGGUGGAGGAGGUGGAUGCCGCCUACAUGAAGACCUGCCUCUAUCACAAGACCUUGCACCCACUGUGCCCAGUUUUCAAGCUCGGCUAUGUGGUACAAGAGUCAGGCCAGAAUUUUAGCACCUUGGCCGAGAAGGGCGGGGUGGUAGGCAUCACCAUCGACUGGCACUGUGACCUGGACUGGCAUGUGCGACACUGCAAACCCGUCUAUGAGUUCCACGGGCUGUAUGAAGAGAAAAACCUGUCUCGAGGCUUCAACUUCAGGUUUGCCAGGCACUUCGUGGAGAAUGGGACCAACUACCGGCACCUCUUCAAGGUGUUUGGGAUUCGCUUUGACAUCCUCGUGGACGGCAAGGCUGGCAAGUUUGACAUCAUCCCCACCAUGACUACCAUUGGCUCUGGGAUUGGCAUCUUUGGGGUGGCCACGGUCCUCUGUGACCUGUUGCUGCUCCACAUCCUGCCCAAGAGGCAUUACUACAAGCAGAAGAAGUUCAAGUACGCGGAGGACACGGGGCCAGGGACGAUCUACCUGCUUGUGCACCUCCUGUCCCUCCUUCCCUCCCGAGUGAGCAGAGGAUUCCUCCUCGAAAAUCACACCUCACCCAGCCUGGAGGCUGCCUCUCCUCUCUCCCGCUCCUCUUCUGCCUCCUCGCAGCCCACAUUUCCCUGCUGCUCUGCCUGCUCUCCGUUCACUGCCACCAGCAUUCCAGAAAGAACAGUCUACACUUCCCUCUGGGUCUCACCCUCUACAAUUGGCCUCCAGCCCCUACCCCCACUUCUAGAUGCCCUUGCCAAGGUUACCGGUGGGUCCUUCUUGCCAAAUCCAAGCGGACACUUCAGCCCAUAUCCUGCUCAGCCUAUCAGCCUCUGACACUGUUGGCUGAGCCCUCCUUUGUUGAAAGAUUUCCUUCCAGCAGCUCCUAGGACCCACCCUCUCCAGAUUUUCCAGCCAGCCUGGGGUGUAGGGAUAAGAUAGUUUUCAACUGCAACUCUGUCACAGUGUGUCCUUGGGUAAGUUGCUUAACUCUCCAAGCCUCCUCUGUGAGUCAGGGAUAAUAAUAGCCUCUACUCAGGUUGGGGUAAGAUAAGGUGCAUAAAGUACCUAGCACAGAGCCUGGCACGCAGGACUGCUCUGCCCCUGCCUCUAUCCUCUCUUUCAAUGGCGGAGUCAGCUAGCUGUCCCCAGGUUCUUGGCUGGGUAUGUGGCUGCCUAGAAUGGAAGCUGCAUUUCCCAACCUCCUCUUGCAGCUCGGUCUGGUCAUGUGACUGUUAUAGCUAAUUGGAUGUAUGUGGAAGUGUCAUGUGAUGCCUUCUGGGAACUUUCCUUAAAAGAGAGCUGGUGCAGAUCCUUUGCCCUCUUCUUCUUCAUCCUUGUCUCCAUCCCACUGCCUGGAAUGUGUAUAUGAUGGUUGGAGCUCCAGCCACCAUCCUGAAUCACGAGGACAAGAGUCAAAUCCAGAAGUGGCUGGAGUACUGAGUGGAAGGAGCCACAUCUGGGAGCUCUUUGUGGAGCACAGCUGACAUACUGUUACCCCAAAACUGGGUUCACCUUCUGGUGGGUGUUGAGCCAAAAGACACAACCAAGCCAAAGAGUGGGAGAAGGAGGCACUUAUUACUUGAGGAAAGUAAGGAGAACAGUGGGGAUCUUUCCCAAAGCAGUGUCUCCCCUAAUGGCAAAGUUGGGGAGGUGUUAAGCUACGGGUACAUGCACAUUCGUGAAGAGGCUUGGGCAGUGUACGCAUCAUAGAAUUGGGGCAAAGGUUGACAGAAGCGUCAGAAAAGAUCAACAUCAUCCCUCAGGUUCUAGUUGAUCUGGUGGUUGAAGGGGGGUUAAAUUCUGCAAAAGAGCUCUUUUAAGAAAGUACUUCAGGCUAAUCUGAAGUACUCAAACAGAACUGGAAGUCUUUACAACUGCUAUAUUAUCUUUGCUAUUGUUAUUUCUCCACCUGAUAACAGCUGUGUGUUCCUGCAUUCUUUUGUUCCCUUAUGAUCAUUAAUUACUGAGACCUGUUCAAGGACAAGCAUUGUGGCCAGGCUUAGAUGACAAAAACGGCUUAGUCUGAAAAUGGCUUCUCUUAUGUCAAAAUGCUACAUCUGGUUCUUUUCCUCGGGGACCCCCUACCCCAUCUGCUUACAAUACCAGCCCAGGACUGUCUUCCCAGAGGCUCUUACAUGGAAUUUCUGUUAUCUAAGUCAAAACUGAUCCUACCUGGUACAGAAGGUUUUCCCCCUAAAAGCAAGUGUUCUGUCCUCAGCCCCUGUUUAUUUGCCCUAAAGUUAUCUCAGCCUUUCCCAUGGCCCUACUAUGGGUCCCUUAGGACAACUCCCAAAACUGUCUCACUGGCCCAGCCCUCUUUCCUGAACUCCAACCACACACAUCCAACCCCCUAAUUGCCAUAUCCAAUUAAUUAUUCAUUCGACAAACAUCUUUUAAGCAACGUGUCAGGC